Lampris incognitus (smalleye Pacific opah) is the source of this 3992-nucleotide messenger RNA. It is a transcript of the gene cyfip1, whose product is annotated as cytoplasmic FMR1 interacting protein 1. Gene Ontology annotation, molecular function: small GTPase binding; RNA 7-methylguanosine cap binding. Gene Ontology annotation, cellular component: synapse; SCAR complex; neuron projection. Bases 228 to 3989 code for a protein of 1253 amino acids. NCBI's taxonomy places the organism in Eukaryota, Metazoa, Chordata, Actinopteri, Lampriformes, Lampridae. Gene Ontology annotation, biological process: regulation of translation; axon guidance; modification of synaptic structure. The transcript has 31 exons. The record is from RefSeq and is a predicted model, not a curated record.
CUCUGCCCGCCCAUGAUAAUAUCGAGGGGAAGAUUCCUCUCCGCCACGGAAAAAGAAGAAAAAAAAGGAAAAAAAAAAGAAACCGAGAACGGAGGGACUUCCACAACCUUAAUUCACCAGCGGGGAUCUGCAUUUCCCCAGUAUCGUUCCUUUAUGGCGCCUUAGAUCUCACCAACACACCGUAUUUAUUCCUUGGGAGGAAAAAAAAAUAAAACAACUCGGACAGUAUGACGUCCACAGUGACCUUAGAGGAUGCCCUCUCCAAUGUGGACCUUCUGGAGGAGCUACCCCUCCCCGACCAGCAGCCCUGCAUUGAGCCUCUCCCCUCCUCACUCAUGUACCAGCCCAACUUCAACACCAACUUUGAGGACCGUAAUGCUUUUGUCACCGGCAUCGCCAGAUACAUUGAACAGGCCACAGUUCAUUCUAGCAUGAAUGAGAUGUUGGAGGAGGGGCAGGAGUAUGCCAUCAUGCUCUACACAUGGAGAAGCUGUUCACGUGCUAUACCACAGGUGAAGUGCAAUGAGCAGCCCAACAGAGUGGAGAUCUAUGAGAAGACAGUGGAGGUGCUGGAGCCUGAAGUCACCAAGCUCAUGAAUUUCAUGUACUUUCAGCGCACAGCUAUUGAUCGCUUCUGCGGGGAGGUCCGUCGUCUUUGUCAUGCCGAACGCAGGAAGGACUUUGUGUCUGAGGCAUACUUGCUCACCCUGGGAAAGUUCAUCAACAUGUUUGCUGUGCUGGAUGAGCUCAAGAACAUGAAGUGCAGUGUGAAGAAUGACCACUCAGCCUACAAACGAGCAGCCCAGUUUCUCCGGAAAAUGUCUGAACCUGCAUCCAUUCAGGAGUCUCAGAACUUGUCCAUGUUCCUGGCAAACCACAACAAAAUCACACAGUCUUUGCAGCAGCAGUUGGAAGUUAUUAGUGGAUAUGAUGAACUACUAGCAGACAUUGUAAACCUGUGUGUCGAUUACUAUGAGAACAAGAUGUACCUCACUCCCAGUGAGAAGCACAUGUUGCUUAAGGUAAUGGGUUUUGGCUUGUACCUGAUGGAUGGAAAUAACAGUAACAUUUACAAACUAGAUGCAAAGAAGAGAAUUAACCUGACCAAGAUUGACAAAUUUUUCAAGCAACUCCAGGUGGUUCCACUGUUUGGUGAUAUGCAAAUUGAGCUGUCCAGGUACAUCAAGACGAGUGCUCACUUUGAAGAGAACAAAUCCAGGUGGUCUUGUACAUCUACAUCCAGCAGCCCUCAGUACAAUAUCUGUGAGCAGAUGAUUCAGAUCCGGGAGGAUCACAUGCGUUUCAUCUCUGAGCUGGCGCGCUACAGUAACAGUGAGGUGGUGACUGGAUCAGGACGGCAGGAAGCCCAGAAGACUGACUCAGAGUACAGGAAGCUUUUUGACCUGGCUCUGCAGGGCAUGCAGCUGCUCUCUCAGUGGAGUGCUCACGUCAUGGAAGUGUAUUCCUGGAAGCUGGUGCAUCCAACAGACAAGUACUCCAACAAGGAAUGCCCAGAUAAUGCUGAAGAGUAUGAGAGAGCUACCAGAUACAAUUACACUAGCGAGGAGAAGUUUGCCCUUGUGGAGGUGAUGGCCAUGAUAAAAGGUUUGCAGGUGUUGAUGGGGCGAAUGGAGAGCGUGUUCAAUCAUGCCAUCCGUCAUACCAUCUACUCAGCCCUGCAGGACUUUGCCCAGGUCACCCUGCGAGACCCACUGCGCCAGGCCAUCAAGAAGAAGAAGAAUGUCAUCCAGAGCGUCCUCCAGGCCAUCCGAAAGACCAUCUGUGACUGGGAGACUGGUCGGGAGCCACACAAUGAUCCUGCUCUCCGUGGAGAGAAAGAUCCCAAGGGUGGAUUCGAUAUCAAGGUCCCACGUCGGGCAGUAGGGCCCUCCAGUACACAGCUCUACAUGGUGAGGACUAUGCUGGAAUCUCUAAUUGCUGACAAGAGUGGCUCAAAGAAGACACUGCGCAGCAGCCUGGAAGGCCCAACCAUCCUAGAUAUUGAGAAGUUCCACCGCGAGUCAUUCUUUUAUACUCAUCUGCUAAACUUCAGUGAGACCCUGCAACAUUGCUGCGACCUCUCCCAGCUAUGGUUCAGGGAGUUCUUUCUAGAGCUGACCAUGGGCCGUAGGAUCCAGUUCCCCAUUGAGAUGUCCAUGCCCUGGAUCCUCACUGACCACAUCUUGGAGACCAAGGAGGCUUCAAUGAUGGAAUAUGUACUGUACCCUUUGGACUUGUACAAUGAUAGUGCACACUACGCCCUGACCAAAUUCAAGAAGCAGUUUCUUUAUGACGAAAUAGAGGCUGAGGUGAACUUGUGCUUUGAUCAAUUUGUAUACAAGCUGGCUGAUCAAAUAUUUGCCUACUAUAAAAUCCUAGCAGGAAGUCUGCUCCUUGACAAACGAUUGCGAGCUGACUGCAAGAACCAGGGGGCUAAUAUUCCGUGGCCUGCAUCCAACCGCUAUGAAACUUUGCUGAAGCAGCGCCAUGUGCAGCUCCUAGGUCGCUCCAUUGAUCUGAACAGGCUGAUCACUCAGAGAGUCUCUGCUGCACUCUACAAGUCUCUGGAGCUGGCCAUCAAUCGCUUUGAAAGCGAGGACCUCACCUCCAUCAUGGAACUGGAGGGGCUUCUGGAGAUCAAUCGCAUGACACACAAGCUCCUCAGUAAGUUCUUGACUCUGGAUAGUAUGGACGCCAUGUUCCGUGAGGCCAACCACAACGUGUCAGCUCCCUAUGGCAGGAUAACGCUUCAUGUCUUCUGGGAGCUCAACUAUGACUUCUUACCCAAUUACUGCUACAAUGGCUCCACCAACAGGUUUGUCCGCACAGUCUUGCCCUUCUCUCAGGAGUUCCAGAGGGACAAGCCGCCCAAUGCACAGCCCCAGUAUUUGUAUGGAUCAAAGGCCCUGAACUUGGCAUACAGCAGCAUAUUUGGCUUCUACAGGAACUUCCUGGGACCUCCACACAUCAAGGCCAUGUGCAGGCUGCUGGGCUAUCAGGGCAUCGCUGUGGUGAUGGAGGAGCUGCUGAAGGUCGUCAAAAGCUUGCUCCAAGGCACCAUACUACAGUAUGUAAAGACUCUGAUGGAGGUGAUGCCCAAGAUCUGCCGCCUUCCACGCCAUGAGUACGGCUCCCCAGGAAUCCUGGAGUUCUUUCACCACCAGUUAAAGGACAUAGUGGAGUAUGCUGAGCUUAAGACUGUGUGCUUCCAGAACCUGCGAGAAGUGGGCAACGCCAUGCUCUUCUGUCUGCUGAGUGAACAGAGUCUGUCCCAGGAGGAAGUUUGUGAUUUGCUGCACGCAGCGCCAUUCCAGAAUAUUCUUCCCAGAGUCCAUGUCAAAGAGGGGGAGCGCCUUGAUGCCAAAAUGAAGCGUUUGGAGGCCAAAUACACAGCCCUGCACAUGGUCCCGCUGAUUGAGCGCCUUGGUACUCCACAGCAAAUUGCCAUUGCUCGUGAGGGAGACCUGCUGACCAAAGAGAGACUGUGUUGUGGUUUAUCGAUGUUCGAGGUCAUCCUCACACGUGUGAGAGGUUUCUUGGAUGACCCCAUUUGGCGUGGGCCUUUGCCUAGCAAUGGCGUGAUGCAUGUGGAUGAGUGUGUGGAGUUCCACCGCCUCUGGAGCGCCAUGCAGUUUGUGUACUGCAUCCCUGUGGGAGCCCAUGAAUUCACUGUGGAGCAGUGCUUUGGAGACGGCCUUCAUUGGGCAGGUUGCAUGAUCAUUGCCCUCCUUGGACAACAUAGGCGAUUUGACAUUCUGGACUUCAGCUACCACCUCCUCAAAGUGCAGAAACAUGAUGGCAAAGAUGAGAUCAUCAAGAGUGUGCCGCUGAAGAAAAUGGUGGACAGAAUCCGUAAAUUCCAAAUCAUCAACGAUGAAAUCUUUGCAAUUCUGAACAAGUACCUGAAGUCUGGAGAUGGUGAAAACAUGCCAGUGGAACAUGUCCGAUGCUUCCAACCACCAAUUCACCAAUCGCUCGCCAGCAACUGAUAU